UGGUUUCAGGUCAGUCACCAUCCGACCGACUCUUCGCCAGUGCAACCACGUCACUCUCUCUCGUCCCACCAUGUUCAAAAAUGUCCGAAAUAGUGCUCUACCGCACGAAUACUCAACCGCGGCUGGUCACAAGGCUCCAUUCCGAAGCACCGGACACUUACAUCAUUCUUCUCCAAGUCUCAUCGCGUCGUUCUCCAACUCGUCGACGACUCGUUCGUCGUCCACCUCCACACCGCGUUUCUUUAGUCUGAAACGUCAGCCACGUCGUUCUCCUCGGCCGGAAUUGACGAAGGCCGCGUUCGAAAACGUCAGCGCGGCACUGAGGUCUGGUAUUGAUAUUUAUCAAGCCCAACUGAUCAAAUGCAGAAAGACUGUCUCAGAAUCACCUCGUCUAUCAAGAGCUGGAUUCUAUUAUGGUGCUGAUAAGCAAAUCAAGACGUUGGAGAGAUUAGUGAGAACGUUGGAGAGUCAUAGAGACAAGGUUGAAGUGUUACAAGAUGGUUACAUGCUCAGAUACAAACUACGAGAAGGAGCCGACAAUCUGGCUGCUGCACUUGCUACCCAAUCCACUCGACAGUCAAAAACCACAUUAUUGGAACUAAAAGCCGAACGAAAAGAAGUUGUCGAGCAAAUGUGUAAGCUGGAGGACAGUUUGGAAGAGUUGAUGGGCGUCUUUCAUAUCAGAGUGGUUGGUCUAGUUGGAUUCUCGAGGCUCUGUAGUGGAGACGUGUUUGAGGCGAAACUACAGAUGGGUCAACAAAAGUGGAAAUCGAAAUGUAAAGUCCAGAAGCUACAGCAGCAGUGGACGGACAAUGAGGUCAUGUUUGCUUGUCAGCUCAAUCCAGAGCUAACAGUCAAGGUGGUCGAAUCUCGUAUGUUUCAAAGUCAUGCACCGAUCGGAACCAUCCAAUGCAGCAGUCGUGAUCUAAUGACAGUACAACCACAAAGGGUGAUGCUCGUGCUGAAAGGGACAUCUUCUCUGCGACUCUCUGCGAUCUGUUGUUGGAGUCCAUGGGUUGAUAGCGAAGUUGGAGUGUUGGAACUACCGGAGCGUCGACUUGUUCUCGGUCAUGUUAAGGGCAGCAAGCUUGCUAUACCAUUGUCAUUACUAUCUGAUGAUGAAGGUGACCGCCCAAUGUCUGGUGAUUGGUCGAGCACGGGAGAUAAUUGUGAACGUAACGAGACUAGCGUUGCAAGUCCUAAACGAGUCUUAUUGUCAAAUUGUGAGAGUUUGUUAUCUGAAAAGUGGAAGAGUGACACGCUUACUCUCGCUUAUAAUGCUUUGUCUACAGAAUUUGAAAAGUAUAAGGGUCAAUAUACCGAAUUAGCCGAUUUUGAAAAACUAAUUACAGACAUAAGGGAGGUUUUGCAGUAUGAAAGGAAAACAAUCGUAAAACAGAAUUCGAUGACUUUGUCGGAGUCAAGUGCUCUAGAUCAGUUUGGAUUCCUGGAGAAAGCAGUUCUCGAAUGCGGGGGUGGCGAAGAUCACAACUCACGUGCAGGAGCACAAUCGCCCGCUCGUAAUACCGAUUCGCCACUAUUAUUCCACGUUGUGACAAGAGUGUCGGUCGAUUCAGGAAAAGGGCACAGCAUGUCGUCAGACAGCUCGGAGCAGUCGCCAUACACGAAGAAACGACCGUCGUCGUCUGUGUUUCCGACGAUCGAGAAGAAGCUUGAAAUUUUAUCGACAGGAAACCGUCAGCUCGACAUGGCUUUGGUUCAUCACUUGUAUCGGUGUAGUCACUACGUUCAGCGAUUUAACUCGUUUGGGCCACUGAAGUUGAAGGAAUCUCAAGCCGUUCAGAAACUAACUAGACAGCGAGAGAUAAUUCAUCAGCUGUCCUUACUUGUAACAGCGAAUGAUGGCCGGUUAACAGUCGAAGAAGUAUUACCGGAGUUGACGGACAACGACGAGUUAUGCUCACUCUGGACGAAAUGUUGUGGGAAUAACGCUCUGUUUGUCGGUGUCAGUGAGUUGAUUGAAGCUCUUGAUCAUCAAUUCGGAGCAAGUCUGUGGGCAAAUUACAUGGCAGUUGCAAGUAAUGUUUUGCCUGCAAUAUUGAGAUGUGUGCUGGACAAUGAUGGAGAUGAUGUGGAUAGUGAUCAGUCGUUAUCUAUAAUUACUGUAUAUGACUAUUAUGAUUACUUCAAUCGAGUGGCUAGGAAGGGGCUAAACGAGUACAUAAUGCGAUUUGCAAAAAACAUGCUGUUGGUCGAGAGUUUGUUGUCAAGGAAUCGGCAAGAACAAGAGAAGGCGAUGGACUGUUUGUAUGGUUACGGGUUCAGCGAGCAGAUCAUCGAGGCUGCAUGUUCAUUGCUUGCGAGAAAUGAUCCUCACAUAACGUCGAUGACAGGAGCAUACAUCGAGAGAGUAGCUCAAUAUCCAGUCCACAGAAUGAAGGUACUCAACGUCCUUCUCUUGUCUCUUGAAAACACAGACCAACACAUACGACAAGGUGCAUGCGUUGCACUCGGCAUUCUCAAGGCAACGGAGGCGAUCUCCGAGCUCGCUUAUUUAGCAAAAUGCGACUUUGUAACAGUAAAGGAGACGGCACGACAAGCUCUGUUGGCAUGUGGCGAGGAUGGGCAGAUAGCGAUGCUGCAGAGUAUGCCGACGACAUUCAACGAUUUGGGUCCCGUUCACACUCUUGUUCCUCAGGAGGUGUUGUAGUGUAAUACAAUUUCAAUAUAUUAUGUAAUUUUUGUAUCUACGAUGUGACGAGAAGACGAAAAUGGACAUUUCGGAGAAGUUUGUAUGAAUGUUGUGAUAAUCGAUUUGCCAUUGUAAUGUAAUAUGCGAGCGAUGUUAAUGAGUUGUACUGGAGGUUUCUUGAGAA
Molecule: messenger RNA, 2837 nt
Organism: Corticium candelabrum
Lineage: Eukaryota; Metazoa; Porifera; Homoscleromorpha; Homosclerophorida; Plakinidae
Product: rho family-interacting cell polarization regulator 2-like
Exons: 28
Coding region: 71-2671 (866 amino acids)
Source: RefSeq, a predicted model, not a curated record